Babesia bovis T2Bo is the source of this 573-nucleotide messenger RNA. Its product is annotated as putative integral membrane protein. The record is from RefSeq and is a predicted model, not a curated record. The transcript is spliced from 2 exons. Lineage: Eukaryota; Apicomplexa; Aconoidasida; Piroplasmida; Babesiidae. The coding region runs from base 161 to 553 and encodes 130 amino acids.
UAUACGGCGCGCCAUUGUAACAGCGGAGAAAACUAAGUCACUUGGCAAAAGUGCCACAAGUGAAACAGUAUUUAUAUAAAUAAUUGGACACUGCACUAUACUUGUGUAACGUUUUAUCGCCAGGAUACCAUAUCAACUGGGAACAAAGUCAUACGCAAGAAUGGAAGCAGCUGUACUAAGAAUAGCAAGGCGUUCUUUUGGCUCGAUUGCCAAUACUGCAAGGAAUACCCCUGCAGAUGCAGUUACAGGGUCAAAAUACGAAUCGUCAAAAUGCCUGGCAAAGGUAUACCCAGUUGAAGGUGUAUGGAGAGCACCACGUAAAUUGCCAUACACAAAGGAAGAGUUUGACAGAGCUUACCCACCAUCGUACAAGGGUAUGCGUAUAGGACUGCCAGAGUCUGGCACAUUCCAAGCACAGUACAUCGAUCCCAAAUUCGACGAAAUGUCACCACUGGUGUGGUCAUCCAUCAUGAUGGCACCCAUCAUCAUUUGGGGAGCUAUAGAAACAUACUACCACUACUUCCCGCAAAAACCAGGCAGCGGACACCAUUAAACAAACUAAUAAUAUAAAUU